This is a messenger RNA of Tripterygium wilfordii, 1219 nucleotides long. RefSeq lists its product as uncharacterized. The record is from RefSeq and is a predicted model, not a curated record. NCBI's taxonomy places the organism in Eukaryota, Viridiplantae, Streptophyta, Magnoliopsida, Celastrales, Celastraceae. Bases 240 to 695 code for a protein of 151 amino acids. The transcript has 2 exons.
GAAAAGAUAUUGCUUGUCAGUGUGAUUAGGGGGAAAAAAAUAGAAGAGUAGGACAGACACAGGAAUUUGUGAAAAUUUGACCAUUUACCUGCCUGCCCAUUCCAGACGGCAUUGACUAACAGAAUUUACCUCAUAGUUUCUUUCGACUUUGUCUUCUCACCUACAAAGUUUGAGACCUUAAAACCCACUUAACACGGACUCACAGAUCACUUCCUCUCACAGAUCCCUCUCUCUAAACCAUGCUAGAUCACCAGAUUCAACUUUCUUCUUUCAUUCCAACCUACCAAAGACAUAAUAGCCCCUAUGAUAGUACAGCAGAUACAGAAUUUGAUUUCUGGGCUUCUUGUAGAUCCCAAUCUUAUUAUGGCAAAAUCAAUCAUAUAGGUGGCAGUGAUGCAGAACUUGAGGUUGAACCACAUGCGUCAAGAAGUAUUGAGUAUGAACCUUCCUCUCCUUUACUUCCCAGGAAUCAUCACUUCAGCAGUAUCUCCCCUAAGUCACGAAUGCGUGCUCUUGCAGAAGGAAGGAAGGAGCUGAUGGAGAUGAUUGCAAAUAUGCCAGAGUCGAGUUAUGAACUAUCUUUGAAGGACAUAGUUGUUGACCAGCAGCAUAUCAUGCAGGAGGUCCAAGAAGAUAUACAAGAAGAGACAAGUUUCCAUUUUGAAACUGAGGCUCAACUAAAAAAAGAAGAGUAAGAGUAAGAAAAUGAGUAACUCCGGUCGGAUUUCAAGGACUGGGAGCAUGGAAAAAGAAACUUUCUUGAUCAAGAUGUUCUUCCCUAGUUCAUUAGAAACAAAGAAAACAGGAAGAGGAAAAAAAGGUCGAAAGAAAGCCGUGGAACCAUCCAUUGAAGGUCGAAAGGGUUUUUGAUGCUGAAGAGAGUAAAAUCAAUGGAAGAAAUAGCAGCAGUAACAGCAGCACAAGCAGGCAUGAUGCGGGUGCUGAUGACAAGUUCUUGCCUGGAUGCUGGCCCUUUUACCACGCAAAGAAAAGCAAGAGCAGGAGAUGCACAGAAUGCAUCUUCUAGGAAAGUGCAGUCCAGCUCUCAGAGCAUUUGUGUCAUUAGCCUUGGCCAGUGUAUAGAAACAAGGUGCAGUUAGAUCAAACCAGUCCUCUGUAAUCUAAAUGAAAUACGAAGCCUAGCUAUCAUGAAUUCAUCUGUAAAUUGUGGAAUGUAACAAUUCAACCUUAAAUAAAAAUGAUACAAUCAACUCAACCA